CUCCUGUUAAAUUAAACUUUUGGUGGGGCAGGCAUUUCGUUACAUUGAUUUUGACGAGCAGUCACAAAACAUACAAGUGAAUGGUAACACGCAAUGAGCAUUGUGUUAAACGGAAAUAGGUAUUAGGAAAUAUGUUGAUUAAUGAAUGAAAAUUAUGAUUUUGUUGCGUGAAAACUGUUGACAAACAAUGUGGUUUAAUUAAACAGUGCUUUAAAAUCUAAAUACUUUUUAGCACCUUUUUCACCUUGCUAUGUUCUUACUUGUGUGAACGUUUAGAUUAUGGUGUUUAGGGUCCUCGUUUAAAAUAAGGCUCUGUUUGAGUGCUGAAAUAUAAAAUGGAUUACCUAAGCGGCUGGUGUAAGAGCGAAAGACGGCUGGAUGGUUGUGCUGCGGUCGUAACUGGCAGCAACACCGGCAUCGGCAAGGAAACUGCGAUAGAUCUGUACAAAAGAGGAGCACGCAUAAUUUUAGCGUGCCGAAACACAGACAAGGCUAACGCGACAAAAGAGCAAAUUGAACAAGAAACCAAAUCUGUAUCUGGUGUAGGAGAGCUGGUUGUAGAGAAACUGGAUCUCUGCAGCCUGAAAAGUGUGAGGGAGUUCGUAGAGCGUGUGACGUCACGUCAGGAACCUGUCAGCAUACUGGUGUGCAAUGCGGGCGUCAUGAUGUGUCCCCAGGGCAAGACUGAAGAUGGCUUCGAAACACACAUUGGCUCCAACCACUUGGGACACGCGCUACUCAGCCUAUUGCUGCUGCCAACUUUGAUUAAGAAUGCCCCUUCGAGAAUAGUAUUUGUUUCAUCAUAUUUACACGAAAAAUUCGACCUAGACUUGGAUGACCUAAAUUUUGAACAGAAGCCAUACAACGCGUACGAAGCAUACUGCAGAAGUAAAGCUGCUAAUGUAUUGUUCGCUACAGCUCUUGCCGAUAAGUUGAAGGAGCAUGGCAUAGAAAAGGUGAGAACAUACAGCCUGCAUCCAGGCGUCAUCCGUACAGAGAUUAGUCGUCACUUCGACGAGACUGUGUUCUAUGGCGUAUCGUGGAUCUUCAACGCUAUGGGCUGGUUUAUGAAGUCGCCGCGGUGUGGCGCUCAGACCACCGUGUUCUGCGCCGUCGAUGAGCAAUGUGCGGAACAAACUGGACUUUAUUAUAGUGAAUGCGCAGUGAAGACGCCAUCUAAACAAUGUCAAGAUAGCGCUCAGGCUGCCAAACUCUGGGAUCUCACAAUCAAAGCAUUGCAACUAGACCUUACAACAUACGACCCGUUUUAUAAAGAUAAUGUAGAAGCACCCCGGUAGAUUUAUAAAAAAGUAAUUUGUACAAUAAAUUUAAAAAUAAAUCUAAGAAGUUUAAUCAUACGAAUUAAUAUCUACUACAUAUAUGUAGCCAUCUGUAAAGACUAGGUACUCAAUAGUUAGAGAAAACUAUCAACAUUAUAUGUGCAAAUAAUUUAUUACAAUAAAAAGAACUAUAAAGGUU
Molecule: messenger RNA, 1479 nt
Organism: Trichoplusia ni (cabbage looper)
Lineage: Eukaryota; Metazoa; Arthropoda; Insecta; Lepidoptera; Noctuidae
Product: retinol dehydrogenase 11-like
Exons: 5
Coding region: 336-1298 (320 amino acids)
Source: RefSeq, a predicted model, not a curated record